AAACAAAGAGCUAUUAUCAAAGUUAUUGCGUAAAAAUUUAUGACGUUUUCCAAACGUGACGAUGAUCGAAGUAAUCUUAUCACAAGCAAGUUGUAUUAUGAAAAUUUAGUACCUAAUUAGAACACAAGCCAUCAAGCCAUAGUCGGAAGAUGAAGAUAAAUCAACAAGUGGAUGAAUAAAGUGAAGUUUUUUUAGGUUAUGUUGUGAUGAAGUCUCAAACAUCUUUAUAUCUUUAAUAAUUUCAACGUAGUUAGAGUAAUAUUCUUCUUAAUAAAAUUGUUUUGUUUUUCAUAAAGUUUAUAUUAGUGAAAAAUGAUUUCAUCCGUUACUUAUCGUUCAAAUUUCAUUAAGAAAAUCAACGUACUUCAAAAACAUCACAUCUUACAACAAUUGGCCAAUACAUCUCAUACUGAUGCUAAUCAAACUUUCAAAGUUAAACAGCGAAUUGAUGAUUUGAAGAAAGCAGCUCUUCUUGGUGGUGGAUUGAAAAGAAUUGAAGCUCAGCACAAAAAGGGUAAGUUGACUGCGAGAGAACGAAUCAAUUUGCUCUGUGAUCCAGACUCCUUUACUGAAUAUGAUAUGCUUAUGGAACAUACGUGUUCAGACUUUGGCAUGGAAAAACAGAAGUUUCCUGGGGACUCCGUCAUAACUGGUCACGGCUUAGUCAAUGGACGAAGUAUAUUUCUGUUCAGCCAGGACUUUACAGUCUUUGGAGGCAGUUUAUCUCUAGCGCAUGCAAAGAAAAUUUGUAAGGUUAUGGAUAAAGCAAUGACUGUUGGAGCACCUGUGGUUGGACUCAAUGAUUCUGGAGGAGCUCGUAUCCAGGAAGGGGUUGAUGCUCUAGGUGGCUAUGCCGAUAUCUUCCAAAGAAAUGUUCUAGCUUCCGGAGUCAUACCCCAGAUUUCCAUGAUAAUGGGACCAUGCGCUGGUGGUGCGGUGUAUUCUCCAGCCAUCACUGAUUUCACAUUUAUGGUGAAAAACACAUCAUAUCUCUUCAUAACAGGACCUGAUGUAGUCAAGGCCACAACAAAUGAAGAAAUUUCUCAAGAGGAGUUGGGAGGCUCGAAUGCUCACAUGAGUAUAUCAGGUGUGGCUCACAACGCGUUCGAGAAUGAUGUGGAUGCGUUGCUUCGGCUGCGUGAUUUUCUUGGAUUUCUUCCUCUCAGCAACCAGGAAUCGGCUCCAGUGAGAGUAUGUCACGAUGAUAGUAACAGGGAUGCUCCGGCCCUGGAUCACAUAGUUCCGCCCGACUCGACAGCCGCCUACGACAUGAUGGACGUCAUCCUCAGUCUGGUCGACGAUCGCGACUUCUUCGAGAUUCACCCCAAGUACGCCACCAACAUCAUCGUCGGGUUCUCCCGGAUGAAUGGACGCACCGUCGGAUUUGUCGCCAAUCAACCGAAAGUUGCUGCUGGUUGCUUGGACAUUAACGCAUCUGUGAAGGCAGCACGCUUUGUGCGCUUCUGUGACGCUUUCAACAUUCCUCUAGUAGUGCUAGUCGAUGUGCCCGGAUUCCUGCCCGGCCUCAGUCAAGAGCAUGGCGGCAUUAUCCGUCAUGGCGCCAAACUCCUCUAUGCUUUCGCUGAAGCCACUGUUCCCAAAGUCACCAUUAUCACUCGCAAGGCUUAUGGCGGGGCGUAUGAUGUGAUGGCAUCAAAACACCUGAGGGGCGACUCGAAUUACUCGUGGCCGACUGGCGAGAUCGCUGUGAUGGGAUCCAAGGGAGCGGUCGCCAUUCUCUACAGGGGAAAAGACAAUCUGGCUCAGUAUGAAGCUGAGUAUAUCGAUAAAUUUCGCAGCCCUCUGUCUGCUGCUGUAAGAGGUUACAUAGAUGAUAUUAUUGAGCCUAGAACAACAAGAAGAAGGAUUUGUCAAGACCUGGAAAUGCUAUCAACCAAGAAACUUUCCAAUCCACCAAAGAAGCAUGGAAAUAUUCCAUUAUAAACACUAAAUUGGUGAUUCUGGAUUUUUUUAUUUCUCCGGAGACUUUUCAGACUAUCAAGUCUUGUACAGUUGUGAGAGAUAACUUGGAAAACAUAAUAUUAUAAUCUUCCAGGUAAACUGUGAGUUAAAAGCAGUUUAAAGAACUUAGAUUGAUUGGAGUUUUCACUUUUAAAGAGUAAAAUUCAGGGAAUCUUUUUAAUGAAUAAAGUGUAUAAUUGAAUCAGUAGCCUAAAUGAAUAUGGAAUGUGAUCUGUUUAUUAUACAUAUUUUCUAUCAAUUUGUUAGAGCAUUGAUUUAGAUCUAGCAUUGAAAGUCUGAUUGAUUUAUAUUUGAGUUAUAUAAAUUCUAUUUAUAUUUUAUAUGUUAUAUAAUUUAAUUUUAUAUAUUUGAAAUUAUAUUACAUUUUAUUAAAAUA
Nilaparvata lugens (brown planthopper) is the source of this 2359-nucleotide messenger RNA. Its product is annotated as propionyl-CoA carboxylase beta chain, mitochondrial. The transcript has 10 exons. The record is from RefSeq and is a predicted model, not a curated record. Bases 313 to 1944 code for a protein of 543 amino acids. Gene Ontology annotation, molecular function: propionyl-CoA carboxylase activity. Lineage: Eukaryota; Metazoa; Arthropoda; Insecta; Hemiptera; Delphacidae. Gene Ontology annotation, cellular component: mitochondrion.